UCUUCCACAUUUUUCAAUCCAUUUCUCUCUCUCUCUCUCCAUACAAAGAAAAAAAAAAUUCAAAAUCUAGAAUCCAAUAUUCCCUUUCUUCCUCUGCAUAUUUUCAGCCAAAACUUCCACAUAUUUUCCCGGUUCUCUCCAAGCCUUACCUCAACACAAUGACGAACCAAAAAUUGGUCAUUCCGGACGCGAAAUCGGGCAUUCCGAUGGCCUUUCCCAUCGCAAUGCCCGACUCGGCCCUCUUCCCCCUCAACGGGAACCGCCUCCCGCUGAAGAAGCUCCUCAAGAAGCUCGCCCCCAACGCGAACGGAGCUCGGAUCAACGCCCUGCUCGACUCGAUGAGGGCCUCCUCCCCCACGAGGCGGCCCUCGGACACCGAGGACCACGCCUCUUGGAAUCUCCACCACCCGUCGGCUCUGACUAUGUUCGACGAGAUCGAGGCCGCCGCCACGGGCAAGCAAAUAGUGGUUUUCUUGGACUACGACGGGACCCUCUCGCCGAUCGUCGAGGAUCCCGACCGCGCCUUCAUCACCAGUGAGAUGAGAGAAGCUGUGAGAGAUGUUGCAAAAUUGUUCCCUUCCGCCAUUGUUAGUGGGAGGUGCAGAGCUAAGGUGUAUGAUUUCGUACAAUUGACGGAGCUUUACUACGCCGGCAGCCAUGGAAUGGACAUUAAAGGGCCAUCAAAAGGGCAUAAAUCACAAAAAAGAGUGAGUACAAAAUUAAAUUGUUUUCUUAAAAAUUGUCACAAAAAUUUAAUUUUCUUGCAAAUUUUUCUCAUGUUAAAUGUGUGUAAUGUUCAGGGAAAUCAAACUGUCCUCUGCCAACCUGCAAGGGCAUUUCUGCCUAUAAUUGAUGAGGUGUACAAAGCUUUGAUAGAGCAAGUGAAGCACAUUCCUGGAGCAAAAGUCGAGAACAACAGAUUUUGUCUCUCCGUUCACUACCGUUGUGUGGAGGAAAAGAAAUGGAUCGAGUUGGCCGAUCAAGUGAAGUUGGUGAUCAAGGACUACUCGCAGCUCAGGGUGACUCACGGUAGAAAAGUGUUUGAGAUUCGCCCGACUAUCAAGUGGGACAAGGGGAACGCGGUCGAGUUCUUGUUGGAGUCAUUGGGGUUCGAUGAGUCCAGUGAUGUGUUUCCCAUGUAUAUAGGCGAUGAUAGAACCGACGAAGAUGCUUUUAGAGUUUUGCGAGAGAGGGGUCAAGGACUAGGAAUCCUAGUAUCGAAAGGUCCAAAAGAAACAAAUGCUUCCUACACUUUGCAAGAACCCAUGGAGGUUAUGCACUUCCUAAGACGAUUGGUGGAGUGGAAGAAGGUGUCUUUGUUUAGGCAUUAGUAAUUGUAGAGAAAGAAUUGUAGAGAUAUUACCUAUCCUAUAUGUUUUAUGAGGGAUAGGGUUGAAUUUCUGUAAUUGUUCUUUUUUUCAUUUUUUGGUAAUUUUUUCAAUUGUAAAUUAAUCCCCAAGGGGUUAUUAUUAUGCAUUUUUAGAAAUUUUCAAGUAAUUUUGCACAUUCUCGGA
This is a messenger RNA of Salvia hispanica, 1514 nucleotides long. Its product is annotated as putative trehalose-phosphate phosphatase J. Gene Ontology annotation, molecular function: trehalose-phosphatase activity. The record is from RefSeq and is a predicted model, not a curated record. Lineage: Eukaryota; Viridiplantae; Streptophyta; Magnoliopsida; Lamiales; Lamiaceae. Gene Ontology annotation, biological process: trehalose biosynthetic process.